AUGUCAAUUUUGAUCAUAAGGUAUAUCAUUAAGAGUUUAAGAAUUGAGUAGAAAGAUGGUAGAAGAGAUGAGGAAUAGUAUUUCUUAUUUAAUUAAAUAAUAUUAUGGAGAAUUAAGAGAAACAUCUGUUUUAAUUAAAUUAAUUAGUAGAAGUCCUGGUUAAUGUAUAAUAAUUUUUGCUCGAAUAAAUUUUUCAGAAUUAAAUAGGGGAAACACUAAGAUACGGAAAGAAUUUUCAUAAAUUUAUAAUGA
Molecule: messenger RNA, 252 nt
Organism: Paramecium sonneborni
Lineage: Eukaryota; Ciliophora; Oligohymenophorea; Peniculida; Parameciidae
Source: the annotation of a GenBank genome assembly